AUGUUCAGACUAAGCACUAGGCUAGCCGUCGCGGCUGUCACGAUUCUAGCGACUGGUGUGACUUUAGUUUCAGCAGAGUGCACUCGUGAAGGACUACUGGCUGCAGCAAAUAGUUACAUUGUUGCUCAAACCAGCGGAAGUAUCGAUGGGCUCAAGUUAUCUGCCGCCAACUUUACCUACCAGCAGAACAAUAAGGUCUCGGACAUCAAGACUGGUGUGCUAAGCCAACCAUUGAAGAUAGACCUUAACAGAUCUACAGCAGACACGGUAGCUUGUGCGAGCUAUACGAUGUUGAUCUCGACGACCGGUUCUAAGCCAUACGUGAUCUCGACACAGAUUCGGCAUCAGGACAAUGACACUAGCUCAAUCGCUUUGAUCGACACCAUCGCAGCAACGACGGGCGCGCUAUUCUUCAACGCCCAGAAGACGCUAGGAUACAUCCAACAGGAGAACUGGGGAACGCUCGAGGAGGGGCAAAGAGUUGGUAGGGAGGAACUCAAGCGCGUGGGGGACGCGUAUUUGGACAUGUGGACAGAUGCUAAGGCCGCCGACUCCAUUCCGUGGGGCACGGACUGCGAGCGUGUCGAGGGGUCUCAGCUAACACGGCCUUGUGGAUCGACGCUCCCUCACGGCGGAAGCCAGAAGCCGAACGGCAACCGGCGAUACGUGAUUGAUGAGACUAUGGGGUCCGUGGACGUUCUUUGCUCCUUCGAUUCACUUGGGAAUAUGCCGGAUUCUCACGAGGUUCGGCUAGAAGGUGGUAAAGUCAAAUAUGUUCAUACUGUUACAGUUUUGCAGUGA
This is a messenger RNA of Daldinia childiae, 801 nucleotides long. RefSeq lists its product as uncharacterized. NCBI's taxonomy places the organism in Eukaryota, Fungi, Ascomycota, Sordariomycetes, Xylariales, Hypoxylaceae. The transcript has a single exon. The record is from RefSeq and is a predicted model, not a curated record. The coding region runs from base 1 to 801 and encodes 266 amino acids.